AUGGCGCCGAAGCUGGACGUGAACGACCCGCAGGUCGCACGGCUGUUGGAGCUCUUUUCCAAGAUCUCUCUUACAGGCCAGCGUGCGCAGGACACGGUGAAGAAUGCCAAGUAUGCUGCCUCGCUCGAGCAGGUCAUCACGUCGCUGCACCUCGACGAGGCGAACCUCGACGCAAAGACCAGCUCGCUGGUCGUCGUCGCCGCGUCGAACGGCUGCGACCUCGCCGAGGCGAAGCGCGCGUACGUCGUGCAGCGCAUCGUCAAGGGCGACCUGAAAAGUACCGACCAGGUCACGGCCGCGCUCAAGUUUGUCGGCGCGCACGACGCGAUCGACGACAACGAGUUUGACGAAGCGUGUGGUGUCGGCGUCACAAUCUCGCCGGAGCAGUGCCGCACCGCCGUGCAGGCCUACAUGGACACGCACAGCGAGGAGCUGAGCGCGGUGAACGGCUGGCCAAAGAUGUCGGCCGCCAUGGGCGCUGUGCGCUCGGACGGCGCGAUGCGCUGGGCGAGCGCCGCGGACGUCAAGACCGCCGUCGAGGCGGAGCUCACGGCGCGCUUCGGCCCUCGGAGCGCCGCGCCGAAAAAGAAGGCCGAGCCCAAAGCCGCGGCUGCGCCCAAGGCCAAGGCCGAGCCGCAGCAGGCGGCGCGCCCUGACGCCAUGUUCCAGGAGGGUUUCCUGGCGAACCUGCACAAGCCUGGCGGCAACCCCCAGAUCUCGGAGCGCCUGCGUGAUGAGCACCUAAAGGCGACGAACGGCUCUGUGAUGACGCGAUUCCCCCCGGAGCCGAACGGCUUCCUGCACAUUGGGCACUCCAAGGCGAUUGCCGUCAACUUUGGCUACGCGCGCUUCCACGGCGGCCUGUGCUACCUGCGCUUUGACGAUACGAACCCCGAGGCAGAGGAGGAAAAGUACUUUACGUCGAUCCUCGAGACCGUGCGCUGGCUCGGCUUUGAGCCGUUCAAGAUCACCUACUCGUCCGACUACUUCCAGCGUCUGUACGAGCUUGCGGUCAACCUAAUUGAGCGUGGCCUCGCGUACGUCGACCACUCGACCGGCGAGGAGAUCCGGGCGCAGCGCGGCGGUCCUGAAAAGGGCGAGCGCAAAGAGAGCCCGUGGCGCAACCGCCCGGUGCAAGAGUCCUUGGACGAGUUCCAAAAGAUGAAGGACGGCAAGUACCGCCCCGGCGAGGCGACGCUGCGCAUGAAGCAGAACGUGCUUGGAAGCGGCAACCCCCAGAUGUGGGACUUGAUUGCGUACCGCGUGCUCGAUGCGCCCCACCACCGCACCGGCGCGACGUGGCGCAUGUACCCCACCUAUGACUUUACGCACUGCUUGGUCGACAGUUUCGAGAACAUUUCGCACUCGCUGUGCACCACCGAAUUUAUUCUCUCGCGCGAGUCGUACGAGUGGCUCUGCGACGCGCUCGAGGUGUACAAGCCCCGCCAGAGCGAGUACGGCCGGCUGUCGAUCGAAGGCACGGUCAUGUCCAAACGCAAGAUGCUCAAGCUGGUCCAGGGCGGCUACGUCGACGGCUGGGACGAUCCCCGUAUGUACACGUUGAUUGGUCUGCGCCGCCGCGGUGUGCCCCCGGGCGCCAUCCUGUCGUUUGUGAGCUCGCUGGGCGUGACGACCAACAACUCGACGAUCCAGACGAACCGCUUUGACCAGAGCGUGCGCCAGUACCUCGAGAUGGACACUCCGCGCCUGAUGAUGCUCGUCAAGCCGCUCAAGAUCACGAUCGAGAACUUGCCCGACGACUACUUCCUCGAGAUCGAAAAACCGCUGCACCCCAAGGUACCGGCGAUGGGCACGGCCAAGGUCCCCUUUACCAAGACCGUGUACAUUGACGCGUCCGACUUCCGUACCGAGGACGCGCCGGACUACUUCCGUCUCGCGCCCGGAAAGCGCGUCGGCCUCUACCAAGUCCCGCACCCGAUCGUCUGCACGUCGUUCAAGACGAACGCUGACGGGACGCCCUCGGAGCUGAUCUGCACCUACGACGAGGGCGGCGUGAAGCCCAAGACCUACAUCCAAUGGGUCGCCCAGCACGCACCGAGCAAGAGCCCGGUGCAUGUAAAGGAGGCGCGCUACUUUUACAACCUCUUUACCUCGGAGAACCCCGCGGGAGAGGAAAACUUCCUCGACUGCAUCAACCCGACCUCGCGCGAGGUGUUCAAGGACGCGAUGCUCGAGCCUGCGUUCUACGAUGUGGCGCGCGCCGCGCUUGCGAACGCCAAGGAAGCCGUCGCCGAGCGCCAGCGCACCGCCGCGAAGCAGACCGAGCAGGCGCUCGGCAAGGAGCGCGCGGCGGAGGCCGCGCACAAUACCGACGCGCUCCAGGCGACCGAGUCGUCGACCAUCGGUAAGGAGUGCAUCCGCUUCCAGGCGAUGCGUGUCGGUUACUUUGCUGUGGACCACGACUCGGCGCUCUCGCUCUUUGGCGACGCGCCGCCCGAGACCCUCUAUUUGAACCGCAUCGUCUCCCUGAAGGAGGACGCGGGGAAAGCCGCUCAGGCCAAGUAG
Molecule: messenger RNA, 2526 nt
Organism: Malassezia japonica
Lineage: Eukaryota; Fungi; Basidiomycota; Malasseziomycetes; Malasseziales; Malasseziaceae
Gene: GLN4
Product: glutamine--tRNA ligase
Exons: 1
Coding region: 1-2526 (841 amino acids)
Biological process (GO): glutaminyl-tRNA aminoacylation; translation
Cellular component (GO): cytosol; cytoplasm
Molecular function (GO): glutamine-tRNA ligase activity; ATP binding
Source: RefSeq, a predicted model, not a curated record